CUAGAGAGAUCAAGGAGUGAAGUAAUGAGUGCUCUGAUUAGAUGUCUCUACUUGGACUGGGCAGUCGGUACUAAAGUUCGGGUGGGUGAGAGCUGUGUGGGCUGCUCUCCUUAAUACCUUUGCUAGGCUUCUCCUGUUUUCCUUCUGUCAGGAGAAACCAGGUUUUGGUGGAAGGGCAUGGAAUAUUUCCAGGGAACAGAUGCAAGGGCUAAUAGCAUGGAGCUUGUUUGUUGCUUUAUUGCUUCUGCUUGGAUUAUAGGUUAAUGAUUACCCCUAGGUGCCCAGUUAGCUCUGUUUAUUUAAAAAUUAGCAGUAUUCAGGACCUGGGGAGUGCUGAGGCUGUCUCCAGUCAAGUGGGCUUGGAAGAUACUUGGGCCGUUGCAGUACUGGGCAUGAUACAUCGCUGUUUCAGGGAUGGAUCUGGGUCUCUGCAGUGUGGAGCCAGAGCAUGAAUUGUCCCCUCGUGUCGCUGUUUCUACUGUCCGAUCCUCACUGAGGAAGCAGAGGGGGCAGCAUGUGAUGAGACGGAGGAAGAUCAGCCAUGCGAGAGUGAAAGGAAAAGGUCAGCUGAAGCUGUCCAUCGAUGUGCAGGGCAGGUGUCUCAUGCUGCACAUUAUGGAAGCAAAAGGCCUGAUGGGCAAAGAGUACCGGACGUGUGAUUCUUAUGUGAAGAUGUCUAUAGUACCGGACACUGAUCGGAAAUGCAGGCAAAAGACCAAGACUGUGCUGGACAGCAAAAAUCCCGUCUUCCACGAGCACUUUCUCUUCCCAGUUCAAGAGGAAGAUGAACAAAAGCGUCUUCUGGUUACAGUCUGGAACCGCGAGAGGAAUUCCAGACAGAGUGAACUGAUUGGCUGCAUGAGCUUUGGAGUGAAGUCUCUCUUGACCCCAGACAAGGAGAUCAGCGGCUGGUACUACCUCCUUGGUGAGGACCUGGGCAGGACUAAGCACCUGAAGGUGGCCAUGCGGCGUCUGAAGCAGAGCAGAGAGCUGCUGCUGGCAAGCCAGAGAGCUGUGUUGCAGAACCAGGACACUGAGAACAUGGAGCACCUCAAGAUUACAAUCCCUCGAGGAAGGGAUGGGUUUGGCUUCACAAUCUGCUGCGACUCUCCUGUCCGUGUGCAGGCUGUGGACUCUGGUGGUCCAGCAGAAAAGGCUGGUCUGCAGCAGCUGGACACGGUGCUGCAGCUGAAUGAGCAGCCUGUUGAGCACUGGAAAUGUGUGGAUCUGGCUCAUGAAAUCCGGAAUUGUCCCAAUGAAAUCAACCUGCUGGUUUGGAGGAUCGUCCCUCAAAUCAAGCCCGGCUACGAAGGCAUGAUUCGGAGGUCUUCCUGCAAGUCCACCUAUGACCUCCAGUCACCGCCCAACAAGCGAGAGAAGAACAGCACCAUGCCGUCUCGCCCCGAGCAGCGCCAAAGCUGCCACAUACUGUAUGAUGGCAGUGAUGGGCUUGUGCUAAACAACUGGGAGAGGUACACUGAGAUUGGGAAGCGGAGCCAGCACACCAUGCCACCCCUGUCACGAGCAUCCUCUACUGGGGACAAGAACUACAUCAUUUUAGCACCUCUCAAUCCAGGGAGUCAGCUGCUGAGACCUGUUUAUCAGGAGAACAAUGCUUCUGUGGGAAAUGCAAGUAAAGGCAAAUCCCAUACAGGAUCUGGGCGGAAAUCCAGGCUGAUGAAGACAGUGCAGAAUAUGAAGAACCAUGGGAACUACCAGAACUGCACCAUUGUGAGGCCUCAUAUCCCACACUCCAGUUAUGGCACCUAUGUGACACUGGCUCCCAAAGUGCUAGUGUUCCCUGUCUUUGUGCAGCCUCUUGAUCUUUGCAACCCAGCACGGACUCUUCUUUUGUCAGAGGAGUUGCUGCUUCAUGAGGGCAGAAGCAAAACUAUAAAGGUGACCCUUUUCAUCUACUCAGACUUGCUGCUUUUCACUAAGGAGGAUGAGCCAGGGCGCUGCAACGUGCUGAGGAAUCCUCUCUAUCUGCAGAGUGUAAAGCUCCAGGAAGGUGCUCUGGAAGAUCUGAAAUUCUGCAUCCUCUACCUUGCAGAGAAGUCGGAGUGCUUAUUAAGUUUGGAGGCUUACUCCCAGGAGCAGAAGAAGAGAAUCUGCUGGUGUCUGGCUGAGAACAUCACCAAGCAGCAGCAUCCAGCAACAACUUCUGCUGAGAGCAAGAUGCUUGAGACUGAAUCUGAGAAGCCAAGGGAAAUGCCUUCUGAGGAGAAUGUGGCAGCUGGCAGUGCCCCUCCAGCCACACAGGGCCCUGGUGGUGGAGUGUCCAAGGAUGCUGUCCCAGCUGUCUCGAGUGCCUCUUGGGAGAACACAGCAGCAACUCCAGCUGAGAGUGUGAGGGAGCGGCACAGCUCCGGCCCAGCCUUUGUGAUUCCAGAGCUGCGCCUGGAUAGCACUUUCAGCCAAAGCGUGGAGGGUGCUGAGGACAGCACGGUUGAUAGGGAGGUGGAUGAGGACGAGGAUGAGGAGGACGAGGAGGAUGAAGAAGAGGAUGAGGAGGAGGAGGACGAGGAGGAUGACAGCGAUGAGCAUUACCUGGACAGAAAUGAGGGCAAGCGCAGCAGCAUGAUUGCGACGCCAGGCUGUGAGCCGGUCUACACCCUGAGUGUGCAGAGCUCCCUGCGGCGCCGCACGCACAGUGAGGGCAGCCUGUUGCAGGAGGCCAAGAGCCACUGCUUCACUUCUGACACCACCCUCAACUGCAUGGACAGCCAGAGCCCCAAGACCCACUGGGCCCUGCCUUCUCCCAGGACCCUUAAGAAGGAGCUCACCAGGAAUGGGGGCUCCAUCCACCAGCUCACCCUUCUCUUCUCUGGGAACAGAAAGCUGAGCAGAGCGGACCCUGAAUGUGGCUAUGAGGAUGGGGACGAGGCCUCUCGCAAGAAAAGGAGCAAAAACCUGGCCAAAGACAUGAAGAACCGACUGGGGAUAUUUCGACGACGAAACGAGUCUCCAGGGGCCAACCCUGCCAGCAAGCUGGACAAAGUGCUGAAAUCCCUCAAACCAACUCCAGAGGAAGCUCUUAAGUGGGGGGAGUCUUUGGAGAAAUUGCUGCUUCACAAAUGUAAGUGUUGGCUGGUCGCAGCCUCUCCACUCUCCCCAGAUGGGACAGUGGGUUGGGGGGUUAAAGCCAGGGACUCCAGUAGGAGGUGGAUGGCCUGUGGUCCAGACCUGUCUACUAAUAAGGGAUCUAGGUGGAUAAUGUGCAAUUCUGCAUGGGCAGAGCAAUGUUGUUUGUCUCCUCUUGAGUCAGUUGGCUCUGGUCUUCCUAUUCAGGUGUUUAAUUCACUCUGAGCGAUUCCCCAUACCCAGUUUUUAGUGUUGUGCUAAGGUGCUCUGGUCCCUGUGGGGAGAGGAAGGGGCAGAGCCUGGCCCUAUGGAGCUCUCUGUUCUUGGGGCACAGAUUUUCACUCCUGGUUUAACUGUUUGGGCAACUUGGCUCUUGCUGUUUUAGAAAAACAGCCGUGUUAGAAAUUCCACCUUGGCCACGGCCUGUUUGCAUUCUGGCUCACACUGUGCUUUCAUCUGUGGUUGCUAGACAGCACCAUCAGUUAGAGCAGUGUUUCCCAGCCAGGUGUACAUGUACCCCUGGGAAUAGGUGCCAAACUGCUUGAGAACAUGAGAGGGGAAGGAAUGGGGAAGUACAAGAAUGGAAAGAAGAAAUAUAAGUGAAGGGAAAAGAAGAAAAAGGAGAAAGGAAGACCACUCCCUCAGCAUCUCUGAGUUGUUACACUGAGUUCCUUUUCUCUUCUCCCCACCACAGAAUCCUUUUUGCCAUAUAACAAGCUUAGUAAGGAGAAUAUGACCCAAACAUGCUUGAGAACCACUGAGUUAGAGGAGGAAUGGAGUUACUCUGCAGCUAGGCUCAAGCACUGAGUUGAAGGGGCCAGAGUCUGGUUUCAUCUCUGGUGCUGAUGCAAUGUGUCCCUUCCUCUCUCUCUGCCUCAGUUUCACCUCUGUAGGAGGCAGACGAUGAUAUUUUCCAAUCUCAUUGGAGUGCCACUGGGGUAGGCUAGAAUGUUUGUAAACUGCUUUAGGAGCCUCUGAUGGCAGGUGCGGUAGGAAUGCAAACUGGGGCUGUGUCCUGCCCUAAAGGCUUCCACAGCUGCAGAACCAUUGUGGCAUUGUGCCCCAGAGGUAGUGUCAUUGAAACAUGCACGCCUGCACACUGCCCACCCCUGUGCACAGUACUGUGUUGGGGGCAUGCUCCCCUGGAUAAGGCAGGGGGUAAGAUAAGGGCUCCCAUUUCUCUGUAGUCUUUAGAACUCCGCAGUCUCCAAAGCCAAGUCUCAGGUUCUUGACCCCUGCUUGGGUCCAGGCUGGUCAGCCUGCACGUGGUCAACAUUGCUGGACUUGGUCUGGCACUAAUCAGAGCAUUGCCCAGACCCAGUUUCUUCUCUGUGGGGCCCAACAGAGCCUCAGUACAGAGUUCUCCCCUCUUCAAGAUGCCCAGUGACACUUGUGAACAGAGGUCUGCAGUGACUCCCUGCACUGGGUCAUCAGGAAUCUUCCCUUCCCCUGCUUGCCCCUGGGGGAUAGAAUAUCUUUAAACUGUGAGUCCUAGCUCUGCCAGUGAUUCUGUGCCUUCCCUCAGUGUCCUGACUGCAAGAGCAAUACUAGACCAGAACUAGAAUUAGUUCUAGACCUAGGCUGAGCGAGGACCUCCAGGACUGAGGACUGGGAAGAUGUCAACAGAAUCACAGAGCUCAGGUCAUGAAAUACAGGGACUUACCUACAUUAAGAGAAGACACACUCUUUGAAAGUGUGGUAGCUGAACCCUGUUCAAAUUCUUGUGUAGACAAAGCAGUUGGAGGUUUGGGCUGUGUGAGCAAGUCAAGACAAGUGCUUGUAGCAAGCCUAAGAUUUGCCAUGGCCAACCACCAUGAAUGAGGAGGACAACGUCCCUUGUCCAAACCAGGAAUUUUGCCUGGGUUAGUGAACCUUUUUAAAAGCUGCCCCUUUUCUUCUGGGGGGGAGCAGAGCCUAGCCCACAGACCUGGGUUAUUUGCACACCAAAACAUGGAGGAGCAAGGUCAAUAGCAGGGCAAAGCAUCAGGGAAGCACCAGUGUAAGCUUAGGCCUUGGUAGGAGCACUACAGAAGGGGAAUUAUUUAGAAGAAGGCAGGGGAGCUUUAAGGAGGCCACCAUCUGCUUUAAGGGAAUGUCUGUUUUAGGCAUCAGCAGCUGUG
Alligator sinensis (Chinese alligator) is the source of this 5204-nucleotide messenger RNA. It is a transcript of the gene RGS3, whose product is annotated as regulator of G protein signaling 3. Gene Ontology annotation, cellular component: nucleus; plasma membrane. Gene Ontology annotation, biological process: signal transduction. The transcript has 22 exons. Bases 415 to 3309 code for a protein of 964 amino acids. Lineage: Eukaryota; Metazoa; Chordata; Crocodylia; Alligatoridae. The record is from RefSeq and is a predicted model, not a curated record. Gene Ontology annotation, molecular function: protein binding.